Messenger RNA from Acyrthosiphon pisum (pea aphid), 1002 nucleotides. Its product is annotated as signal transducer and activator of transcription 5B-like. Bases 1 to 741 code for a protein of 246 amino acids. The transcript has 6 exons. The record is from RefSeq and is a predicted model, not a curated record. Gene Ontology annotation, biological process: regulation of DNA-templated transcription; signal transduction. Gene Ontology annotation, molecular function: DNA-binding transcription factor activity. NCBI's taxonomy places the organism in Eukaryota, Metazoa, Arthropoda, Insecta, Hemiptera, Aphididae.
AUGAUUCAAAUACUCUGGAGAACACAAAAUGUGGAUUUCAAUCAUAUGGUUAUAUCAUGGUCACAAUUCUGUAAAGAACCGUUGCCACAGAGAAGUUUCACAUUUUGGGAAUGGUUUUAUUCAGUUAUGAAAUUAAUUAGAGAACAUCUCAAAGGUCUUUGGAUGGAUGGAGCGAUUAUGGGUUUCAUAAGAAAGUCUGAUGCUGAAAAUAUGCUAACAAGAUAUGCAACUGGUACAUUUUUACUAAGAUUUUCAGACUCAGAAUUAGGUGGCCUAACUGUUGCCUGGACUGCAUCCAAUGACUAUGAAGUUUUUAGCUUGCACCCUUUCUCAGCUAAAGAUCUAUCAAUUCGAAAUGUGGCAGAUAGACUAUUAGACUUAACGUACCUCACCAAGUUGUAUCCGAAUAUUGAUAAAGACCUAGCAUUUGGAAAAUAUUACACACAAUCACCAAAUAUUAGCACGCCUGUUACAAAUAAUGGAUAUGUAAAACCAUUACUAGUAACACAUGUUCCUGGAUGGAGUGGAUCUGGUGCCAAUGGACAAGGAAUGAAUAGCUAUCCUAACACACCAUUGGACCACAUGUUUUAUGAAAACAGCCUGGGGAAUUACAGCACUAAAGAAACAUCAGAGUAUAGUGAACCUGAGAAUAAUAUGGCUGCAUUUGGGAAUUAUCCCUUAGAAAUGGAGUUUUCUUCAAGCUUAGAUGACAUGUCACAAGCGGAUGGAUCGUUUUUUUAAAGUUAUUUAAAUUGGUAAUAUACUAUCUUAUAGUGUAGGUUUUUGUGACUUAAGUUAUUCCAUAUAAUAAUAAUUUAGGUACAUGCUAAUAUCAAACUUUUAUCAUCUUUUCUUCUUAUUAUUUUUUCCAUAUAAUAUUUUAAAUGUUGACAUACAUACUUAAUAAUUAUGUAAAUUUUAUUUAAUUUCACUACUCCUGUAGUAGGUAUUCCAGUACACAUAUAGUUGUAUUAUUAUUUAUUGCCAUGAGCUUAUUAUUCA